CGCCGCGGCGCGGGCGGGCAGCUCUCGGAGGGGCCGAAGCGCAGCGGAGCCAUGCAGUACCCUCACCCCGGGCCGGCGGCGGCUGCGGGCGCCGUGGGGGUGCCGCUGUACGCGCCCACGCCUCUGCUGCAGCCCGCGCACCCGACGCCGUUCUACAUCGAGGACAUCCUGGGCCGCGGACCCGCUGCGCCCACCCCCACCCCCACGCUGCCGUCCCCCAACUCCUCCUUCACCAGCCUCGUGUCCUCCUACCGGACCCCGGUGUACGAGCCCACGCCGAUCCACCCCGCCUUCUCGCACCACUCUGCCGCUGCGCUGGCUGCCGCCUACGGACCUGGCGGCUUCGGGGGCCCUCUGUACCCCUUCCCGCGGACGGUGAACGACUAUACGCACGCCCUGCUCCGCCACGACCCCCUGGGCAAACCCCUGCUCUGGAGCCCUUUCUUGCAAAGGCCGCUGCAUAAAAGGAAAGGCGGCCAGGUGAGAUUCUCCAACGACCAGACCAUCGAACUGGAGAAGAAAUUCGAGACCCAGAAAUACCUCUCUCCGCCGGAGAGGAAGCGUCUGGCCAAGAUGCUACAGCUGAGCGAGAGGCAGGUCAAAACCUGGUUUCAGAAUCGACGGGCUAAAUGGAGAAGACUAAAACAGGAAAAUCCUCAGAGCAAUAAAAAAGAACUGGAAAGUCUGGACAAUCCGUGUGACCAGAGGCAAGACUUGCCCAGUGAACAGAACAAAGGUGCUUCUUUGGAUAGCUCUCAGCAUUCGCCUUCCCCUGCCUCCCAGGAAGACCUUGAAUCCGAAAUUUCAGAAGAUUCUGAUCAGGAAGUGGACAUUGAAGGCGAUAAAGGCUAUUUUAAUGCUGGAUGAUGACCACUGGUACUAGCAUGUUCAGAAAACUGGACUUGGGAAUAACAUUUUGCUACAGAAAAUCUUCAUGGAAGAACUGACAACCUGUAUGAGAAAGGGAAUUGAUUUUAUAGUAUUCUGGAAACCUAAAAUAUUUGGUGCACUGGCUAAUUAACAAACUCACUUCAAAAUCAAUUUUUUUUACUUAAGAAAUGGUUUAUGUGCUGAUUUUAGGUUGUUAUGAUAAAGUGACUUCUCACUGAUUAAACCCAUCCCUGUUUUUCAAAGUAAACCAUUAUUUCUAUUUAUAAAAA
Choloepus didactylus (southern two-toed sloth) is the source of this 1160-nucleotide messenger RNA. It is a transcript of the gene HHEX, whose product is annotated as hematopoietically expressed homeobox. NCBI's taxonomy places the organism in Eukaryota, Metazoa, Chordata, Mammalia, Pilosa, Megalonychidae. The transcript is spliced from 4 exons. Gene Ontology annotation, biological process: cell differentiation; regulation of transcription by RNA polymerase II. The record is from RefSeq and is a predicted model, not a curated record. Bases 52 to 867 code for a protein of 271 amino acids. Gene Ontology annotation, molecular function: DNA-binding transcription factor activity, RNA polymerase II-specific; RNA polymerase II cis-regulatory region sequence-specific DNA binding.